AUGGCUAGAGGGGAGGAGGAAGACUCAACAUGCGCAGAACGUGAGCAUGCGAUGAACAUCGUUGCAGCCAGCAGCUCGGGAGAAGGUAGAUCAGCAGCAGCAGCAGCAGCAGGAGGAGGAGGAGGAGGAGGAGGAGGAGCAGGACGGGCUUCGUCGACGUCGAGGCAGAGGAGGAAGAAGAGGAAGAGGACGACGAGAUGGACGAGAAAGCAAGAAGUUCGACGUGGGACGAAGCAAAAGGCAAAAGGCAAAAAAAGGGCAAGCGCCGCUUAG
Messenger RNA from Trichophyton verrucosum HKI 0517, 273 nucleotides. RefSeq lists its product as uncharacterized. Bases 1 to 273 code for a protein of 90 amino acids. The record is from RefSeq and is a predicted model, not a curated record. The transcript has a single exon. Lineage: Eukaryota; Fungi; Ascomycota; Eurotiomycetes; Onygenales; Arthrodermataceae.